AAGAGACAUUUUCACUUUCGAUUCCUGCUCCUCCAUACCACAAUGGCGUCUGCUGAUCUGAGGGCCGAGCUGGACUGCUCCAUCUGCCUGAGCCUCUAUACAGACCCUGUAUCCCUGAGAUGUGGACACAACUUCUGCCGCUCGUGUAUUGUGAGUGCGCUGGAUGCACAGGAGGCAGCUGGAGUGUAUUCCUGUCCUGACUGCAGAGCAGAAUAUCGGGGGCGUCCGGCCCUGGAGAAGAACAGGAAGCUGGGGACCAUAAUGGAGCGUUUCUUAUCUGCUCAGUCUGAUAUGGAGGAGACCGGGAUCUUCUGUACUUACUGUGACUCUCCUGUCCCGGCUGUGAGGACAUGUCUGCAGUGUGAGACCUCCAUGUGCCAUAAACAUCUCGGAGCCCAUAACAAGUCAGUGAAUCACAGUCUGAUUAAACCUACUGUGUCGUUUCUGCACAGAAAAUGCUCCACACACAAUGAGAUCCUGAAAUACUAUUGUCCGAUGGACGCCGCAUGUAUCUGUGUGUCCUGCUGGGUGGCCGGAGACCACAAGGGACAUGAUGUGGAGCUACCGGAUGUGGCCUCUGAGAAGGAGAAGGAGAAACUGAGACCUCUCAUUGAGAAACUGAAGUCUGAAAGAGAAGAAGCUGGAAGAAGAAUCCAGAGACUAAAGGAUCAUAAGACAGAACAGGGAGAGAAAUCGACCAGACUUGCUGAGAGGGUCACUGGUCUGUUCACUGAUAUCAGGGAGAAGCUGGAGGAUCUAGAAAAGAGAAUCCAGGGUGAGAUUUCCAGACAGAAGGAGCAGGUGUCACUCUCAGUCUCUGAUCUGGUCAGACAGGCGGAGCUACAGAAAUAUGAGCUGACCAAGAAGAUUAAUCAGUUUGAGGGACUAUGUGUAAUCACAGAUCCAUUGAUUUUGCUACAAGAAGAUUUAAAGACUUGUGACAUCAGUGAUAGGAGUGGUGAUGUCAUCCGUGAUGUAAGGGAUGCUCAGUGCUUGGAUGAAGGCUUAGUCUCACAGAUAUUACACAGAGGACUGCUACACUUUGCUGAUGAUCUGAUUGAUCUGAAGAUAAAGAGACAGUUCCCAGUGAUGGAGAAAUCCGACGUACUGCUGGAUACAGACACGGCUCAUAAUAACAUUAUUCUAUCACAGGAUCUCAGAUCUGCUUCUUAUACCACAACAUCACAGGACAGACCCGAUUUGCCCCAGAAGUUUAUAUCCUGUCAGGUUUUAAGCUCCCGCAGCUUCUCCUCUGGGAGACAUUACUGGGAGGUGGAUGUGAGUCGGGCAGAGAAAUGGAUCAUUGGAGUGGCCGAGGAAAGUCUGGAGAGGAAGGUUAAUGGGAAUGAAUCUUAUAUUGGUUAUAAUGUGAAAUCCUGGGGCUUAGAGUUAAUUAAUAGUUUUGGUGUGUGUCAUAACAAAAUCUUUACCAAGCUGGUGUCAGAUUCUCCUGUGAAGGUUGUCGGGAUCUAUCUGGACUAUGAGGCCGGGCGUCUGUCCUUCUAUCAGCUGUGUGACCCCAUCAGACACUUACACACCUUCACCGCCUCCUUCUCCGAGCCGCUCUAUGCCGCUUUCUAUCUGUUUAAAAAUUCUAGUAUUAUAAUUGUGAAAUAAUUACAAGAAAAUGGCGACUGUGAGGCUUUAAAGUGAAUCUCCACCUGUUUAUGUCAAAAAUUAUGUGCUUGUUAACUACAGAAUUUUAUCUUUAGAGCUAUUAGAACCCUCUUUUUCUGAUGCAGAGCUCCAAAUCCCCUGCAUAGACAUAGGGCUGUCCAGCUUUUUUUUUCAUUUAUUUUUUAAUUUCGACCCAGCCUGCUGUACCUGUGGAAAAAAUCCGGAAUCCACACCUGAGGUGUGAAAGUAGCUUCAUAACAAAGACCCUCCAUGCCCCUUAUCAGUUUAGUCGCUCUUCUCUGUACUUUGCCCAGCUAUAGGGCAUCCUUUCUAUAGACUGGUGUCCAGAAGUGAAUUGCAUAUUCCAGAAGAUGAGGCCGCACCAACGAUUUAUAAAGUGGUAAUAUCACAUCCCUGCCCCGUGAGUCCAAGCCUCGUUUUUAAUACAUGACAAUAUCCUGCCACCCUUACAAGCAUCUGACUGACAUUGUGCUGUUAUUUCAUCUAUGAUCUACGGUACAUGCACGUAGAUUAUUACUACCCAGAUGGUGAUGAAAUCCUGUAUUUCACAAAACCUAUGCCUCUCUUCACAACUGAACUGCUGUCAUUGUCUAAAUGCAUCUAAAAUAAAAAAAAUGUGGAUUGAAUCUUUUAUUUUGUGUACACAGGCAGACUUCUGGUUUUCCAUGGUAACAGACCACAAACAAACCCUUCGUAGUCUGAUCCUGCCGUCACACUCCCUUCUAUCUGACCCGUCCUAAAUGUAGAUGAGCAAGAAGUAGGGGACAGAGCUGUGACUGCAGGAUUGUACUUGUUUGUUGUCUGUUACCAUGGAGACACAUAGGUCUGCUGAGGAGUUGUAUACACAAAAUGAUAGGUUUUUAAUCAAGGUUUACUGUAAAGUUUUUUUUUUUUUUCAUUUUAGAUGCAUUGGGAUGAUACAAAAAUGCUGUGCGGAUUUAAAUGGGCUUUAACAUUUAACAAUUAGAAAUAUUUAGCCAAAUUUUUAGAUAUCAGAAUAUUAUAUAUUUUUCUAUGACUGUCUGUCUGAUAAUUAAGUAAUGACAUAUCAUUGUUUAGUAAUUGCUGCUGUAUUAUGUAUUCAUUUUGAUUUUAAAAGAUCAGUAUCUAUCGUAUAUCACUUGAUUGCUGUAUUCUUCUUCAUUUACUUCUAGUAAAAAAAAUUACACCGCUGAUAUCAUCAGUUCAUUUCUGGAGACGCCGGAUGAGAUCUGAUCGCUGAAAUCUCUUUUUGACCGUUCACGAAACUUCUACUUAUCUCACUAAUGAGUGACCAGAUAGCGGUACCCAGACCAGCCAGAAGACAUGUCAGUCCAUUUUUGGGGUCAUGAAUCAGGCGUGUGACCAAGGUCUGUUUGUAAAGAUAUAGCUUAUGGGGAAUUCUUUGCCGAGUACUGUUUAUGGUGGCCUGUUUGGGGGAUAACAAG
Messenger RNA from Bufo gargarizans (Asiatic toad), 3065 nucleotides. RefSeq names its product E3 ubiquitin-protein ligase TRIM39-like. The record is from RefSeq and is a predicted model, not a curated record. The coding region runs from base 43 to 1617 and encodes 524 amino acids. The transcript has a single exon. Lineage: Eukaryota; Metazoa; Chordata; Amphibia; Anura; Bufonidae. Gene Ontology annotation, molecular function: zinc ion binding; protein binding.